CCUCUGAUAUCUUCGUGACAAUAAAUCAACAAAUACCGACAGUUCUUAUCUUCCGUCAUUUGACAUUGUCAAGUUUUUUUUUCCAUUAAAUGUUUUCGAAUUAACUCGCAGAACUUCAGUGUGAUGUCAAUUAUUGCUGACAGGAAGACGGAUGAGGUUACCGUGAGAAGAGAACGACCGGGUCGGUUUUGCAUCAGGCUUCAAUGGCAGAAACCGGGGGAAAUUAAAACCCCAAUUGGCGAUAUGGAAGUCACAUCUUUCCAUUAUUAUUGCAACUCAUUUAAAGUUAAAGGGGGUCAAUACAUUCUGAGCAUAACAAAGUAUGGUUUUCAACAGGAAAGCAAAGAAAUUUGGUGUGACGCUCAGGUUCUCAGGUAUGCAUGUAAUGAUGAGGAAGAUGACGAUCAUGAAUCGCGACCUUCCGCUGUUUCGAUGUUUAUAAAUGAAGAAGAAACGAGACAUCAAUUGCUGGAAUCUUAUAGUUUGGAUCGGUGGGAUUUAAAAGACAACAGCUUUAGGAAUCCAGAUAGGGAAGUCCUUACCGAAAUUGCAUACUGUCAGACGAAAAAUCCAAACGAAAGUAAACCCUUGACCUGUCUUCUCUGGCUCGAGUUUGAAACCAUCGCGGGCGGAGAAAAAAACGCCCUCAAACAACUGACUGAGUUGUAUGUCCAGCAGAAUCAGUGCGAUGUCCAGUUUAACUUGCAAGAUGAUCAACACAUUGGCGGCCAUUCACACAUACUGGUGGCCAGGAGUCCCGUCUUUGCCGCAAUGUUCCAGCACGAGAUGAAGGAGACGAAGACGGGCCAAGUCAGCAUUCAGGACAUCCAGCCAGACAUUUUCAAGCAGUUGCUUCACUACAUUUGCUCGGGCCGGCUAUCAUUACUACUGACUGAAACUACUGCCCAACGUCUGUUUGAAGCGGCCGACAAAUACGACAUUGGUGAUUUGAAAAAAGAGUGUGUUGAUUUUCUACUACUCUGCAUCCGCGUAGACAACGUGAUCAAUUUGAUGGCCUGGGCAAAUAUUCAUUCAGUUGAAGAGCUAAAAGAAGAAACUCUCGAAUUCACUUCGUACCGUGGGAAAGAGAUUUCUCUACUAAAAAACUGGAGGAGCCUGAUGAAAAAUUACCCUGAAGUCUUUUGUGAGGCAACUCGACGCAUCAUUGACCGAAUGUCACUGCCUUCUAAAAAGAAUUCCACCCCCAAUGGACGAUGAAUUCUGGUAUCCUUAUUUGGACUGAUGGCGAAUAUUCCUCAUAAGUUAUUUUGAUAUAAAACUACAUAUAUAUGUCUCUGGAUAAAUUUUUGGAAAGUUUUGCAUCGGUAAAAUAAAAAUAAAAAAAAUAUUGUAAUCAUACUGUCUACCUUCUAUAGGCCUACAUUACAGCACAAUUUUUCAGAGGAGUUAUCGACUGAAAGCCACAAGAGUCAAAAUUCCAGAAAUUCGUAAAAUUCGGUAAAAUCAUACAAUUUACAUGGUCGAUAACACCAGGCAUUUAUAUACCACAUUAGCGUUGCUUACUUGCUCUUAGGAAUUUAGUGAACUCAUACCUACGCAAAUCACGAAUUUUUUCCCCUCAUCUCAUCCUCGUUUAUCAGAAGCAGUUAUAGCAAGGUAUCCUAUAUAGUCAUUCGAUUCUCUAUUGGCAGUCUAAUAGCUAAGUUGGUGUCGAAGCACUUUGCAAAUGGGUUUUCGCGGCAUUUUGUAAUCCUGAAUUUUGAACUUUUUAUUGCUGGAUUAAUUGUGUAUUGAAUAUUUGAAUUUACUUUAAUUUGUGAAAAUCCCCGCUCAACAUAUUUAAUAUACGAAAUGACUUUUCACUAAUCUAAAAU
This is a messenger RNA of Daphnia pulicaria, 1835 nucleotides long. RefSeq names its product speckle-type POZ protein-like. Gene Ontology annotation, molecular function: ubiquitin protein ligase binding. NCBI's taxonomy places the organism in Eukaryota, Metazoa, Arthropoda, Branchiopoda, Diplostraca, Daphniidae. Gene Ontology annotation, biological process: regulation of proteolysis; proteasome-mediated ubiquitin-dependent protein catabolic process. Gene Ontology annotation, cellular component: nucleus; cytoplasm. The transcript is spliced from 3 exons. The coding region runs from base 124 to 1218 and encodes 364 amino acids. The record is from RefSeq and is a predicted model, not a curated record.